Molecule: messenger RNA, 433 nt
Organism: Carassius auratus (goldfish)
Lineage: Eukaryota; Metazoa; Chordata; Actinopteri; Cypriniformes; Cyprinidae
Source: RefSeq, a predicted model, not a curated record
AUGUUCAGGAAUGAUUGUCAGGUGUUUGAUAACGAAGUGAAGGCUUUGUGUCUUGAAGGCAGCAGUCAAACACACAAGAUGGAGCUACCUAAGGAUAGCAAGAUGACCCUUGGUCUGAUUCAGAGGUUUCUGAUUCUACAGGUAAACGUUCCAUUGGGAAUAGAUUUUUCUACUGAGUUUUUAGCAAGUAAUUUGGAGAGAAGAGAGAAGAGACUCUACCUGUCUACUGUGCACAAAGAGCUCUCAGCAACCCCUUUGCAUGCGAGAAUACCUCUAAUGUGCCUCAAACGCAAUACUUGGUGUGAUCUGUGUAUCGCUGAGAUAUUCAGAGGGACUCGCUUGCUGUCUCUGGAUGGCAUCAUCAUCUCCACCUGCUGUAAGGUCCGCCGCAUCUUCACGAUGAAGGAUGAACCUGCAGACUGCGUGGAUGGAG